Molecule: messenger RNA, 2719 nt
Organism: Stylophora pistillata
Lineage: Eukaryota; Metazoa; Cnidaria; Anthozoa; Scleractinia; Pocilloporidae
Product: WD repeat-containing protein 93
Biological process (GO): electron transport chain
Cellular component (GO): respiratory chain complex I
Molecular function (GO): protein binding
Source: RefSeq, a predicted model, not a curated record
UGUCAAGGAAAGCUAAGAUGGCGGCAAAACAAGAUUAUGGAAAGGAUCUCAUGUCUCGCAGAAAACCUCGUUGUUUAAAAGAAAACUAAAACAUUUGAAUUAUAGGACCUUUAAAAAUGCGUGUUAAGAAACCGAAGCGGCCAACAACACCUCCUUCGGAAGAUGAAGUCGAUGACAGUUUUGUUGUGGACCCAGAUCAAAUUUUCGAUGAAUUGCCUCAACCAUUUCGACUUGUUGAAAAAAUUUUGAGGCAAGUUUUCGACGCUGCUUGGGAGCGUAUAGAAGGCAUUGAAGAACGAAAGGCAUUGAAGCGCUCAAAAGCUGUGUUACCAUUGUUUGAACUUGGAAAACAGCUGUCUGAGUACAACGGAACAACUUGUAUUUGCCCGGCCACCGAUGGAAAUUACAUGUUUAUUUGUCAUACCAAUAGAUUUACAGUAGUAGACAGUUUUUUAGAAACUGUUGUUGCUUCCUACGAAGAAUUAGAAGGUAACGCUGUACAUAUGUCUGCUUGUUGCCUUCAGGAAGGAUAUUAUCUUAUUUCUACCUUGGAUGAUGAAGGGUGUGCUAGGCUCUUCUGUUUCACUGGAGAUAAGGUUCAUCUCAUACGAACAUUCAAUGAACCUGAAACAAGCAAGCAAGCCAUAGCAACCCUUGUAGACGUAAGUCAAGAUGGGGGAUAUAUUGGAGUUGGAUGGAAAGUUCCCAUGAAAGAGAGCUGGGUGGAAAUCUAUAAAAUUCCCAAAGAGACAUGGAUCAAGGAAAUAGAAACAGCCAUGGCAGCGGCAGUUCGCUCAAGGAAACCAACAUUAGCAGAAUCAUCUGCCCCAGAUUUGGAGGAAAUUAAUGCAGCAGAACAGCUCCUUAAAUCCACUGAGGAUCAAGAACCCCUUGAAGGAAUGGUAAAUUCACCUUCAGGGUCAAGGCCAAGCUCAGCUCAGGCUGGACACAAUCAACCUGGCUUGUCAGUUAUCUCCUUCACCAAGCCUGCAGCUGUACUACGAGUGCGACCUCCUGCUCCAGUGGGCCCUUGUGCAGCUACAAACUGUUCUGCAGCCUUAAAAGCUGCUGAUGCAGAGGGAAAUGUCAUUGGUAGUGGUUCAAGCCAUGUGCUAAUGACGCAGUUUUUUGAGAAUUAUGACAAAGCAUUUCACCAGCUUCACAAAGAGGAGUUGAAAUAUCUGAGCAAAGAUGACCAGGACUUGACAAGCUUCCCAAGAUUACACUUCCUAAUACCUAGCAGAUUGAUUCCUUCAGGAUUGGAGUCUGCACCCAGUAAAGUUAACUCCCUAGCAGUGUGGUGGUCUGGAGGUACUCAGUUAUUUAUGUAUUCACUUGUCAAGAAUGCUAAAGAUCUAGAGCACAAACCAGACAUAGUAUGGCCUCAUUCCAAACAGAUCAUCAUGAGUGCAGUUAGUGAAUGUGGCUGCUUUAUGGCUUUGGGUCUCAGCACAGGGACUGUUGUUGUUUGGGAUGUAUAUAGAGGCAGUCUGUUGAGGGUCUAUCCCAUCACUGAGAAAGGAAGAAUACUUGUCUUGUGCUUUUUGACCAGUGAUAAUGGCCUUAUUACGAUGCAGGGUGGUGAUUUAUCGCCAUCACCAGCGUCACCUUGUGCCAAUCUGAUUGUAAGCUGUGAUGAUGGGACAUUUUGUCUCCUGCAAUGUGGAGUUUCUUUAUCACAUUCUGCUAAACCUCUUGAGGACAGAUCUGCAGUAGACAUGGAGGUCAUUACCACUGUUGUAAAUAUGCCUCAAACACCACAAGUGGUUGCUGCUUUAGCGAAGAGUGGACGAAUAACUAUGUACGAUGUUUGUAGCUGUACAGCAAUAUGUCAUGUCGGGCUGCCCGAGUCUUAUCUGCUCUCAUCACAGCUUCCUUGUAUCUGUGCUAGCGGGAGGGUCUUAAUUUUAAUUGGUGCGCAAAGUUUUGAAGAAAAUAAAGAAGUGUUGGACGGAGAGACAGCAGUGCCCUUUUCGUAUAAUCUGCAACUCUUUCCUACCCUGAAAAAAUACUGGAGAGAAGAUGCAACCUCUGAGGUGUCACCUCUAAAGCAAACCAAUACUAUCGAAGCAAGGCUACAUUCUCUCAUACAGGGCAGACUUGUUAGCCAAGAAGGCAGGCAGAUGAGACUUCAGCAGCGGUGGGCUCGGUAUCAAACUGAACUGAAGAACAUUCACAACAACAAAACAAGGAGAAACUACACCGCAUGGCUGACGGCAAAAUGUGUUUGAGUGUUACAUGAAGAGACUUGUAUUACCGGGAGAAAUAAAGCUAUUGCACUCUUGGUCACUGUCACAGUACAACCUCAGAAAUUUCACUUUCCAGCGAGUUGCAGUCGUUGCAGUGUAAGCUGGCUAACGGGACUUUUGUUUCUCUGACAGAUAGGAAUUUGAGGAAUUUUUUUUUCCCAAAACUACGCACAGUAUCUGGGACAAAAAUAUAAACAUACUCUGGACUCAGAAUACAUGCACGACAAUGUUAGAAUUAAUAACUUAAUUAGAGCAGUUAAAACUUUCUGUUCCAUCACACAAUCUUUCGUGAAACAUAUGAAUAAAUCAUCAACCGUUUGCCUCAUUCUUUGAGCGUUGUUUCGAAGAUUGCACGUUCAUGGAGUAACAUUGGUCUCAACUGAACUUUUGUAGAAUGUGUUCACGCUGUUAUGUGACUGGAGAAAUUUAUUACGCGAUGAUGUCGACCAAAUAAAUAUGUUAAUUUUACA